AUGGCAGAGGUCGAGUUGGAGUGCGCGGUAUACGGCGAAGGGACUGUGUUUCCCGUGAAGAUAGCGAGCAAUGCGAAAGUGAGCGCGCUGCAGAAGGCCAUUGUGAACGAGAAGAAAGACGUCAAUGAUCGCUUCAAAGUUGAUCCUGCCAGGUUGACGCUCUACUUGGCGCGGAAGCAGGGGGAAGCCACGUGGAUGAACCACGACCACACGGUGAAAGGCUUCUUGCGAGGUGGCAUCAGCACCGAGUAUGAAGAGAUGCUUUCGUCGUGGAUUCUCGACGAAGAUUGCUUUGGGAAGAACUUUCAGCCUGGUCGCAAGGAGAUUCACGUGCUGGUGGAACUGCCACAAUUGUCGGAAGCUGAGCUGCCUCGAGAUCGUCAACUUGUUGUGGGCGACGUUCAUAUCCCAAUCACGCAAAGUAUGUCGUUGAAUCCGCCAGCACUGGUCGCAUUUUGGAACGCAUUUCUGAACGACAGUACCGACGUGAAAGCUGGCGCAUUGGUCGAGUUACCCCGAGACACGUAUCUUCUUGGUGAUUCGACACUCGGCUCUCGUAUCUACAUUCGUCAUUGCUACCCUGCGCUAUGGGAACUUUGUCUCGAGAGGAUCCACGAUGAAAAGACGAACACACCGCAUCUCGUGAUCCUCGGCAACCCGGGAAUCGGCAAGACGUUUUUCGGCUAUGUGAUCGUGCUUCAUCUUGUCCGUACUAAUGAAACGGUGGUAUAUGAGAGUGGUGGCCUCAAGAAGCGCUUUUUAUUUGCUCACAAUGUGGUGGCUCAAGGAUCUCAGGAAGAUUUUGUGCACAUUCUCGACCAGCCGACUACAUACUACAUCGUGGAUGCCGUCAAGCCUGCGUAUUACCCAGCGAAGACGAUUCUUUUGACGUCGCCGCGCCGCUCCAUCUGGUACGAGUUCAACAAGACCAAUUGCCGGUCCUGCUACAUGCCAGUGUGGUCUUUGAAGGAGAUUCUACAAUGUCGUAAGCUGAUGUACUCGGAUACACCUAUGGACGUCGUGCAGAAGUGCUUUCGUCGAUGGGGUGGUAUUGCUCGCUAUGUCUUGCGAUUUUCACAAGUUCGUAACCAGCAGUUGUUGCUUGAAAAAGCAAUGGACAUUGUUGAUCUCGACUGGUUGGUGAAAGCCUGUGGUCAACUUGAUGCGAACGACGCUCAAGUGUCGCAUCGAUUGCUGCACUAUCGCGUCAGCAAAGCUUUUGACAGCGAGUACAUCGUUUUUGCAUCGCAAUAUGUUCAGCAAGCGGUGUACAAUCGUGUUGUACAAGAAGGAUAA
Phytophthora infestans T30-4 is the source of this 1296-nucleotide messenger RNA. RefSeq names its product crinkler (CRN) family protein, putative. The record is from RefSeq and is a predicted model, not a curated record. The coding region runs from base 1 to 1296 and encodes 431 amino acids. Lineage: Eukaryota; Oomycota; Peronosporomycetes; Peronosporales; Peronosporaceae. The transcript has a single exon.